Molecule: messenger RNA, 1515 nt
Organism: Plutella xylostella (diamondback moth)
Lineage: Eukaryota; Metazoa; Arthropoda; Insecta; Lepidoptera; Plutellidae
Product: glutamine synthetase 1, mitochondrial
Cellular component (GO): cytoplasm
Molecular function (GO): glutamine synthetase activity
Source: RefSeq, a predicted model, not a curated record
CAUCAAAAAUAUGGCAUCUUGAUAAACAAUCCAUAUUUUGCAUUUGACUUAUAACUAUAAUUAUAUUAUUAUACAUUAUAUUACAUCCUUUUGAUGUCCUUUUGGGUUCAUGUCUAAUUUAUAAUAUUAUUUUUAAAAAAUGUAUAAUUUUCGUUAUUGCACGAGUAUUUUACAAAAUCUGUCAAGGCUGAGUAUUUUUACAAAAAGAACUAUGCUUAAACAUUCCAUUAACCAUAUAAUGAACAAGAAAGUAAUUGAUAGGUAUAACCGACUUUGUUUACCGGAUGAUAAAAUUAUGGCCACAUACUGCUGGAUCGACGGAUCUGGAAUAAAUAUGAGGUGCAAGGAUCGCAUACUUAGGAAGGCCCCUACUGACGUUAAAAGUUGUCCGAAAUGGGCUUUUGAUGGCAGUUCAACGGGACAAGCUGAGACAGGUGACUCGGAUACAGUAUUAUCACCUGUUGCCCUUUACAAGGACCCCUUCCGCAUGGAGCCACAUAUUCUAGUUUUGUGUGAAGUAUUUCAAGGCAGCGAUGGAAAACCCGCAAAAACUAAUUUCAGGACAUUUUGCAACGACUUAUGUGAAACUCAUAAGGAUGAAGAUCCAUGGUUUGGCUUAGAACAAGAGUAUACAAUGAUGGAUGUUGAUGGUUGGAACCUAGGUUGGCCGAAGGGUGGCGGAUUUCCCGCUGUGAAAUAUGAAUUCUCAUACUGUGGUAUUGGAGCAAAAUAUGUAGCAGGCAGAGAUAUUGUUGAAGCCCAUGCACGGGCAUGUCUGUAUGCUGGUCUGGACUUUGAAGGAACAAAUGCAGAGGUAAUGCAUGGAGGUUGGGAAUGGCAAAUCGGCACAUCAGUUGGCAUAAAAGCACCAGACGAUCUUUGGAUGUCACGAUUUAUUAUGAAUAGAGUUGCUGAAGAUUAUGGAGUUAUGAUUACUUAUCAUCCAAAACCAGCAGGUCACCUUCACCCAGGAAUGGGUAUGCAUCACAACUUCAGUUGCAAAAAGACGCGGUCCGAUGGUGGAUUUGAUUUUAUAAAAGAGUGUAUAAAAAAAUUAGAAAAAAAUCACAUGAAACAUAUGAAAAAUUAUGGAAACGAUGAAAAUGCAAAUAGGAUGCGGCUCUCAGGAAAAUUUGAAACGGCACCAUUUGAGGAAUUUUCAUGGGGGGUUGCUAGCAGAAAAGCUUCAAUCCGACUACAGCGCAACGUAGAGAAGAAUGGUAAGGGUUUUUUCGAAGAUCGCCGACCCGCUGCAGAUUGUGAUCCCUACUUGGUAUGUGGCCUUUUGAUGGAGACUUGCCUGGGCCCGGCCAAAAAGGGGGGUGAUUCAGCAUGUGCCCCCCCUCCUAAAUGUGAUAAAAUUAAAAAGUGCUAGGCUGGUAGUACAUAAAUACUCUACAUAGCAUUUGGUACUUAAUAAUUUAUGAGAUGUAUUUUGAUUGAAUUAAAUAUUUAUGAUAUUUAUAUAAAAAUAAAGAAGGGUAUAAUGUACUUUACAUUAUUGUUGUGACGUUA